UCCCUCGGUCGUGCUUUGUCAACGACUCAACGCCCUCAUAUGACGAAACCAUCUGAGACGAUCGGAAUCGCACUGGGCUGCUCGAUUUGACGUCACGGCCUUUCGACCUCCUCUACGGCCAUUCCUACCAAAAUAAUUAAAUAAAAUAAUAAUUUAGCUCCGAAAAACAAUAUAAAUUUCGUAUUCAUACCCUCUUCGAUUUUCCAAUGUCUUCAUCAGUUCGUAAAUUGAUGGCGACCUUGUCGAACUCGCUGUCCGUAAAGCACGGCUUGUCUAUCUGGUGUCCUCGCUCGACUUCUCUGAAUCGCAUUACUCGCCAGCCUUCUUCGGUCGGUUCCAGAAGUCUAUCGAGGAGGAGCUGCGUCGCCGCGGCUUCUUCUGCUUUCGCGAACGAGAAUCGAGAGUUCGUGAUCGUAGGCGGGGGAAAUGCCGCGGGGUACGCCGCUAGGACUUUCGUUGAGCAGGGCAUGGCCGAUGGAAGACUCUGCAUUGUAUCUAAAGAGGCAUAUGCGCCUUACGAACGUCCAGCUCUGACGAAAGGUUAUUUGUUUCCUCUAGACAAAAAACCAGCGCGCUUACCUGGUUUUCAUACUUGUGUUGGAUCUGGUGGGGAUAGGCAGCCUCCAGAUUGGUAUAAAGAAAAAGGGAUAGAGAUGUUGUAUGAAGAUCCAGUAUUAGGUAUUGAUAUUGAGAAGCAAACCCUAACAACAAAUUCAGGCAAACUGCUCAAGUAUGGAACCCUUAUAAUUGCUACAGGAUGUACAUCUGCAAGGCUUCCUGAGAAAAUUGGGGGAGAUGUACCUGGUGUUCACUAUAUCCGAGAUGUUGCAGAUGCUGAUUCUCUUAUAUCAUCAUUGAAGAAGGCACAGAAGGUUGUGGUUGUUGGAGGUGGUUAUAUUGGCAUGGAGGCUGCUGCGGCAGCUGUUGGUUGGAAACUUGAUACUACAGUUAUACUUCAAGAGGAUCAUCUUUUGCAAAGAUUAUUUACUCCUUCGAUUGCUCAGAAAUACGAAGAGCUCUACCAAAAUAAUGGUGUCAAAUUCUUGAAGGGAGUUUCCUUAAAAAACAUUGAAGCUGGUUCUGAUGGACAUGCAGCGGGUGUUAAACUUGAAAAUGGGUCAACCAUUGAAGCAGAUACGAUAAUUAUAGGCAUUGGAGCAAAACCUGCGGUUGGUCCCUUUGAAAGGGUUGGCUUGAAUGCCACAGUGGGUGGAAUACAGGUCGAUGGCCUGUUCCGAACAAGUGUACCUGGAAUAUUUGCAAUUGGAGAUGUAGCAGCAUUCCCCUUGAAAAUGUAUGACCGUAUUGCACGCGUGGAACAUGUUGAUCAUGCUCGGAGAUCAGCACAGCAUUGUGUUGAAGCAUUAUUAAGUGCACAGACUGAUACCUAUGAUUAUCUCCCACAUUUUUACUCGAGGGUUUUUGAGUAUGAAGGAAGCCCAAGAAAAGUUUGGUGGCAGUUUUUUGGGGACAAUGUUGGAGAGACGGUUGAAAUUGGGAAUUUUGAUCCAAAGAUUGCUACUUUCUGGAUAGAUUCUGGUAAGCUUAAAGGAGUUCUUGUUGAAAGUGGAAGUCCUGAGGAAUUCCAACUUCUCCCUAAACUUGCAAGAUGCCAACCUUCUGUUGACAAACUCAAGCUUCAGAAUGCAUCAUCGGUUGAGGCGGCGCUGGAAAUUGCUCGGACAUCUCUACAGGUUGAAGCUGCAGUUUAGUUUACUACCACGUCACAAACUCUUGACAGCGACUUGGUACAUAAAAGUGUUUUCUUCUUCUAGUGUUCUACUCCUGGUUUUUCUUGCUGGAGUGUUUUUAACUUGUUGUCUGUCCGUUGACCUAUCCCCCUGAUUCAUGCGGCCAGUUCAUGUUAUUGUGGAAAAGAUAUGCACAAUGUUGUCAUAGAAUCUUUCCCUUCCUUUUCUCUCCGCAGGUAUUCUGCCUAGUUAUCUUUUUGCGAGAGAACUAUUGCUGAAAGAAUAAUGUAGAUUGAGCACCCUCAUUCCCCUGUUUCUUACCCUGUCCUGACAAGGGUGUGGAAUUAUUGUACUAGAGAGAGACAGAGAGAGAGUACUCGUCGGUGUUUUGUUUUAGUCCCAAGUUAUCAGUUCUUUUAUCAAUUUCUAUUUUACAAGGCAGAUAUUGCAUAGGCAAACCCCUUUUCUGGAAAAAAGUGAUAUAGGAGCUGUUUUUUCAUGUACGUUGUCCCACCAAGUUUGUGAUUCACCUGAGUUGAACCACUGGGCCCUGGGGAAUGCUCCCUUCAAGCUUCAACUACUGUUCAAAAUCGAUGGAACAACCAGCCAGUCCACCAAUUACUGGUUUCUUAGGAAGGGUAUGAUCAUGGAUCUCUGUUGACGUUUUAGCUUGGGCGACCUUAGGAAUAAACCUUGAGAUCUUGUAAGAACCCAUGGGUUGACUCUGUGUGUUCGGUUUCAUCAUCAUCAUGGUUAUCUAUUCUGCAUAUACUCCACAAAACCAUUUGCCGUUGUAGUUUGUUCACACAAAAACUAAAGGCUAUUGCAGACCUCAGACUUGACAAUUAAGUCUGAACAAUAAUUACUUCUCAAGUCCAGUCAUUGCAAUAUAUAUAAGUUUUCUACGUAUUUGUCAUCA
Molecule: messenger RNA, 2610 nt
Organism: Malania oleifera
Lineage: Eukaryota; Viridiplantae; Streptophyta; Magnoliopsida; Santalales; Ximeniaceae
Product: monodehydroascorbate reductase, chloroplastic/mitochondrial
Exons: 17
Coding region: 207-1712 (501 amino acids)
Cellular component (GO): cytoplasm
Molecular function (GO): flavin adenine dinucleotide binding; oxidoreductase activity, acting on NAD(P)H
Source: RefSeq, a predicted model, not a curated record